GCGCGGACGCCUGUCACUCCGUGGACCGAGGUUCCCUCGCCUAAGGUAGUCUGAGUGGAGAAAGUCAUGAAGAUGGAAGGAGCUGAUGUAGAUGAAUUAUUGAGGCGGUUUAUGGAGUAACGAAGUGAUAGCGUUUACUCGUCUUGUCGGAGCCAUACAGGACAGCAAUACCAGGAAAUUGCCAGAUAGCAUGCCAGUAGAGGUGACUCCACUGCAGAUGAGGGAACAUGUUGGCUAUGGACCAAGGAGUGGUGGAGGAAUGGCUGUCAGAAUUUAAGACCCUUCCAGACAGUGCUGUGUCCAACUAUGCCGCCUCACUGAAAGACAAAGGUUCCCUGGUACCCGCCCUCUACAAGGUCAUCCGUGAGAACUACAGCGACUUGCUGGAGCCCGUGUGUCACCAGUUAUUUGAGUUUUACCGGAGCGGUGAGCCGCAGCUGCAGCGCUUCACGCUACAGUUCCUGCCGGAGCUCCUGUGGAGCCUUCUCUCCGUCAGCGCAGCCAGAGACCCCCACACCUCCGGCUGCAUCGAGGCUCUGCUGCUGGGCAUUUACAACCUGGAAAUAGUUGAUAAAGAUGGACAAAGUAAAGUAUUAUCUUUCACCGUCCCUUCUCUCUCCAAACCGUCGGUGUACCAUGAGCCUUCAGCCAUCGGCUCCAUUGCCCUUACAGAAGGGGCUCUAGCCAAUCAUGGGCUGAGCAGGGUGGUGUACAGUGGGCCACACCUCCAGAGAGAAACCUUUACAGCGCAGAACAGAUUUGAGGUGCUGACCUUCCUGCUGCUGUGCUACAAUGCUGCACUCAGCUACAUGACCUCCACCUCCCUCCAGUCCCUCUGCCAGCUCAGCUCCAGGGUGUGUAUAUGCGGUUACCCACGGCAACAGAUGCGGCGAUACAAGGGCAUUAGCACACGGCUGACGGUCACGUCAGAGUUCCUGGUUCAGCUCAUCACAGGGAUACACUAUGCUUUGUGUAAUGGGGAAGUGGAACUGGGAUCCAAAGCACUGGAUGAUGUUCUGUACCGGGCCCAGCUGGAGCUCUUGCCCGAAGCGCUGUUGGUGGGUAAUGCCAUCAAGUCGUCACUGCAUGGCGCAGCGCUGAAGAGCAACAACAAGGAGGGUCCACGGAGUAUCCAGGUAGAGAUCACACCCACCUCCUCCCGGAUUUCUCGAAACGCUGUCACCUCCCUCUCUAUCAGGGGACACCGCUGGAAGAGACACGACGCAGUGGAUUUGGGUUCCCCGGAUGAGCUGAUGGAUAUUUCAGAGGUGGAUGAAGGGGUGUGGCCAGGCGGCGUGGGGCCUGACAUGACCCCACCGACCAUCACUAUCAGCAAUAGUGUCACAACGUUGAACCUGGGGGCCAAGGCCAUGAAGAAGUGUCGGCUUGGCGGGCGCACCAGCAAGGACAAGGACAAGGAGGCGGGCCCUCUAACAACAGGCAGAGCCGCCAGUGAGAACACAGAGCUGUCUGUGAAGCGACUGACGCUCACAUCCAGCCAGUCGGUGCCCAAGGCUGGAGCUCUCACCAGCCUGACGCGCACCGCCAGUGCCGUCUUUUCCCGCUCCUUCGAGCAGGUGGCCAGCGGCAACGCCCCUCCCUCCAGCAACCACACCGCCCCUGAUGCUGGCCGCUACUCGUGCAGCCUGCAAGAGGAUGGGCUGGGGUACUUGAGUCCGGCGCCAAACCACACGCAGCGCUCUCCCAGCAUCAGCGUGCACUUCGGCUCUGACCUUUGAACCCUUUAUGACUCCUGACUACCUGAACCCGUCGCCUCCGAUCCUGUGACCCUGUACCUGUGACCUGGAACUCCAAGCCAUGCCAACCACUACGGACCACAGACACUCCCGCUGGUUCCCUCGUCACUCCUUUUCAACGUGUUUGAUUGUCCGUACUGUAAGCCAGCCUACUGCCCUGCUACAUUCACACGUCUGGAUGUCCAUCAGCUCCUUCUGCUUUUUUCCCCCCAGCAGAGUCUCCAUCUCGGGGAUUGAUGGAGGCAGGACGUCAUUGCUCAGCUCGAACGAUUUUUACCAGUGCGCUGCUGCUGUGAAGUCGUGCCGGGACAAAACUGCACUCUGUGGCAGAGCCGCCUGUCGUAAAUGGGUGCACUUAAAACUCUUUACUAAAACAAACUGUGUGGAAAAGUAUUUGGAAGUAUUUUAAUUGGCAUUUGUUGCCCUGCAUGGCUUUUCCAUACAUCCAUCCUGACCUUGCCCAUGUUUGUCAGAGGGCAGAUGAGUGUGUGUGAGCAUGCUUGAGUGUGUGUACUGUAUGUGUGAAUGUACGGUUGUUUUUAGAAUAAAGGCUGCUGAUUGAUACAGUGAACAAGUAUGAUUCUCCAAAUUGGAACAAGUCUUUCUAUUGCUUUUUAAAAGAUGAUGGAUCCUUUCUGUAGCAAUACAAAUAUCUCCUAUUCAGUGUUUUCCAUCUUUUGGGAAGAUCCUCCAAACUGCCUCUGUUCACACAGCUGUGCUUCUGUAAAGAAAAUCUACGUCCUUCCUUUAAUGCAUCAGCAAAAACCAUGACUAAAUAAUCAACUAGUACAAAAAGAAACAGCUCAUCACGUUUACAACUGCACAGUAUUGUCAUCGUGAUGGAGAAGCAAUAUUUGUGUCCCCCACGCUCCUUUAGCACUUUCCUGAAUUGUUGUGUAUCUGAUGGAAAAAAUGAAACUUUAAAUUCUGACAAGUGAUCAGGGUGAUUAAUUAUGGGGGACGAUAGGUGUGUGUGAUUUUAAGUAUUGAAUUUUGCACUUGAAAGAGCAAAUGAGUUGUGUCCUCAACUUUGGUAUUUUCUUAUGAUGAACAAGAGACGUUUGAUUCUCGGCUGUGGUGUUCUGUGUCUUGUUGCCCUGCACAGAUUUCUAUGGGGGGAAAAAAAGUUGAAAACCCGACCUGAAGUCCACGUUUGCACACAGGUACGAGAAUCUGAUGGCAGAACUGUAACUGAACCUUUUCCUCUGUGUUGUGCAGUCAGAAGGCGUGCAGGGCAACAAGGCAUCGUAACUCUCUGCACAUCAUUCCAGCUGUUUGUAGUAUUUUGGUGAUGUAUUUCCUGUGUCCCUCCUUGUCGUUCACAUCAUCAUCACCACCACGUCACAUGACAGGGUGAUAUUCUCUUGUACCAAAAACAAAAUAAACUCCACCCAUCUGCUAUAUUUGAUGUCCUAAAUCAAGCGUUCAUGCUGCAAGCAAAGCGUGUCCUGUUGUCUGUGUACUAGAGCUGUCGAGUGUCCUUACAGUAGCUUGGUGGGACAAUAUCAAUCAUCGUGUUUCUGUAUGUGGGUUUACAGAAUGUGAAUGGGUAAGCUCUUGUUGUAAUUCAUACUGUUGUACUAAAGUUGGUUUAUAUUGGCCUUUUCAUGUCUGAAGAUAACUCACUGCUACAACUUCUGGGAAUAAAGUGUUUCUAUAUUUCA
Molecule: messenger RNA, 3421 nt
Organism: Acanthopagrus latus (yellowfin seabream)
Lineage: Eukaryota; Metazoa; Chordata; Actinopteri; Spariformes; Sparidae
Gene: hycc1
Product: family with sequence similarity 126 member A
Exons: 11
Coding region: 228-1739 (503 amino acids)
Biological process (GO): protein localization to plasma membrane; phosphatidylinositol phosphate biosynthetic process
Cellular component (GO): plasma membrane
Source: RefSeq, a predicted model, not a curated record